This is a messenger RNA of Nerophis lumbriciformis (worm pipefish), 2688 nucleotides long. The record is from RefSeq and is a predicted model, not a curated record. Lineage: Eukaryota; Metazoa; Chordata; Actinopteri; Syngnathiformes; Syngnathidae.
AUGUGCAGCUGCGUGCGGAGCUCCAGGGCUCUGCCCCCUGCCCUGCUCCCCAGGUUGCUGCUGCCACACACGGGCUACUCUUUCGCUGGCAGGGGUCUGCGGACAUCCACAAACUGCAUGCAGGCAGUGAAUGCGGACACCUCUCAGCCACUACCGCUGCCUAGCCAAGCCCGAGUGGUUAUCUGUGGUGGGGGCAUUGUGGGGACGUCGGUGGCGUAUCACCUGGCUAAGCUGGGUUGGACUGAUAUCGUCCUUCUGGAGCAGGGCAGACUAGGAGCGGGAACCACCAAACUAUGUGCCGGCAUCAUCAGCGUGGCCAAGCCCAUCUCAAUCGAAUGCAAAAUGGCCGACUACUCCAACUCUCUGUACCAGCAGCUUGAGCAAGAGACUGGCGUCAAGACGGGCUACGUGCAAACUGGUUCUCUGUGUCUGGCGCAGAAUCAGGACCGCUUCAUUUCGCUGAAGCGACUCGCGUCGAGACUCAAAGUGUUGGGGAUAAACUGUAACAUUGUGAAGCCCAAAGAUGUGGUCAAACUCCACCCUUUAGUAAACAUUCACGACCUGGUGGGGGCGCUUCACCUUCCUGCCGACGCUGUUGUGUCUCCGCCAGAUGUCAACCACGCACUGGCAGUGGCAGCAGCUGGACAAGGGGUUCAGAUCUUGGAGAGAACCACUGUUCAGCAAGUUCUGGUGGAGAAGGGCCACGUGAUGGCUGUGGAGACAGACCGAGGCUCCAUUGAGUGUGAAUAUUUCGUCAACUGUGCUGGACAGUGGGCAUACGAGCUUGGUCAGGCGAGCGAAACUAAAGUCUCUGUCCCCCUGCAUGGCUGCGAACACUUCUACCUCCUCACCAAACCCCUCCAGGCUGAGCUCCCCGCUGACACACCAGUGGUGUUCGACAUGGAUGGGAGAAUAUACGCUCGGCCGUGGCAGGGCGGCAUGCUGUCGGGGGGCUUCGAGAAGAACCCUAAGCCGAUCUUUACAGAGGGACGCAAUCAGCUGGAAAUUCAGAACAUGCAGGAGGACUGGGACCACUUUGAGCCUAUGCUCAGCUCCCUGCUUCGGAGAAUGCCUGGGCUGGAGUCAGCUGAGAUCCAGCAGUUGGUCAACUGCCCAGAGUCCUUUACGCCAGAUAUGCGUUGUCUAAUGGGUGAGACGCCAGGCGUCUCGGGCUACUUCGUUCUGGCUGGCAUGAACUCCUCGGGUCUGGCCUUUGCCGGAGGAGCUGGCAAGUAUUUGGCUGAGUGGAUGACCUAUGGUUACCCCAGCGCCAACGUGUGGCCAUUAGACAUUAAGCGCUUUGGCAACCUGCAGAGCAGCCGCACAUUUCUGCGACACCGUGUAAUGGAGGUCAUGCCGCUUUUGUACCGACUAAAAGUUCCUCGCUGGGACUUCCAGACAGGUCGGCAGCUGAGGACAAGUCCCUUGUACGACCGACUGGACACGCAGGGAGCUCGCUGGAUGGAGAAACACGGCUUUGAGAGGCCUAAAUACUUUGUUCCUCAUGGCAAAGAUCUCCUGUCUCUGGCCCAGAGCAAGACCUUCUACAAGCCGGACUGGUUUGACAUUGUUGGGGCGGAGGUCAAGUGCUGCAAGGAAGCAGUCUGUGUUAUUGACAUGUCGUCCUUCACCAAGUUUGAACUCACUUCCUCAGGUGACGAGGCUUUGGAGCUGCUGCAGCACUUAUGCGCCAAUGACUUGGAUGUUCCGGUGGGACAUAUCGUCCAUACGGGCAUGCUGAACCAACAAGGAGGCUAUGAGAAUGACUGCAGCGUUGUUCGCAUCAGCAAGAACAGCUUCUUCAUCAUCUCCCCAACAGACCAACAAGUCCACUGUUGGUCAUGGAUCAAGAAACAUAUGCCAAAUGACCCACACCUCCACCUUGAGGACGUUAGCUGGAAGUACACAGCUUUGAAUCUGAUUGGACCUCGUGCCAUGGAUGUUCUGGCAGAGCUGUCGUAUGUUUCCAUGACGCCUGACCAUUUUCCCUCCAUGUUCUGUAAGGAGAUGAGUGUAGGCUACGCUAACGGCAUCCGAGUGAUGAGCAUGACACACACGGGCGAGCCGGGUUUCAUGCUCUACAUCCCCAUCGAGUAUGCGCUUCACGUGUACAAUGAGGUGAUGUCAGUGGGUCAGAAGUACGGUAUCCGCAACGCUGGAUACUAUGCGCUACGCAGCUUACGCAUUGAAAAGUUCUUUGCCUUCUGGGGACAAGACCUGGACGCUUUUACCACGCCGCUAGAGUGCGGACGGGAAUUCCGCGUCAAGUUUGAUAAGGACACAGACUUUGUGGGUCGCUCGGCCCUGCUGCAGCAGCGCCACGACGGCGUGCGUCGCCGCUUCGUCAUGUUGGUCCUGGACGACCACGACACCGAGCUGGACCUGUGGCCCUGGUGGGGCGAGCCCAUCUACUGCAACGGAAGUCUGGCGGGCACCACCACGAGCAGCGCUUACAGUUACACUCUAGAGAGACACGUGUGCCUGGGGUUCGUAUCGCCGCCCCCCGGACCGGACGGCUUGCCCGCGGUCGUCACCCCGGAUUUUAUAAACCGAGGGGACUACGAAGUAGACGUGGCCGGGCAGAGGUACCCGGCUAAGGCAAAGCUUUACCCCUUCAGCUCCCUUUUUAGCCAGCAACACCGGAGACGCAAAGACGACUUGGAGCUCAGCAACUUACAGGGCGAGUGA